Molecule: messenger RNA, 417 nt
Organism: Saprolegnia parasitica CBS 223.65
Lineage: Eukaryota; Oomycota; Saprolegniomycetes; Saprolegniales; Saprolegniaceae
Exons: 1
Source: RefSeq, a predicted model, not a curated record
AUGCCGCUGCAAAACGGAUCGCGUGUCGUCGCGGUCGCCGAGAUCUUCAACUAUCGCAAAGGCAUCCAGACGAUCCAGGACUGGGUCGACUCGCUCCAGCGCGCGACCGACGAGCCCAACGACUUGACGGUCUACAGCCGCUUUGUGGCCCAAAUCGUCACGUCGCUCAACAUUUCGUUCGAGACCGUUGCGCGCCGCACGUCGUUUCCGUCGACCAUGACGACGACGACCAGUAGCGCUGAUCUCUUGUCGUCGGACGCGGUGCUGCAGCGCGCCGUGGGGCUCCUCCACCGCAUGAUGGCGAUCGACCACUGCCGCGUCUACGCGCUCGACGUACCCUCCAACUCGCUCUUCUCGCGCGUCUUCCGCAACCAGCCGUCCAUGAGCAUCCGCGUCGGCGACGGCAUCGUGGGCGCG